AUGACAGAAAGUAAUGAGCCUUGGAAAGCUGACCUUCAAGACUUUAAAAAAGAAGUGUUAGAGGAGAUGGUGGAUAUGAAGCAUAGUCGGGAUGCAUAUUCAACUAGGACAGAAACAAAAACGUCCCCAUUCGUCGAUGAAGUGAUGCAAGCUCGGCUGCCGGAAAGGUUUCUCCUCCCGCAGAUUACACCUUUCACAGGCAAAACCGACUCAACUGAACACAUCGAAUGUUUUCGAACAUAUACGGAACUGCAUAAUGCCUCGGAUGCCGUGAUGUGUCGGACUUUCUCCCUCACGACCCGACUUUGGUUCAAGCAGCUAAAACCAAAGUCCGUCAGCAUGUUCGCAGAACUCAGCGAUGCCUUUCUCACCAAUUUCAUUGGCGGGAAGAAGUUGAAGCCCCCUGUGCAUCUGAACAAUAUAGUUCAGAAAGAGGGAAAGCUACUGAAAGACUACAUCAAACGUUUCAACUUUGAAUCACUCCAAGUUCAGAAACAUUCAGAGGAGACGACACUCAAUUCCAUCAUGCAAGGCGUUAGGGAUAAGCCGUUUCUGGCAUCCCUGGACAAGAAUCUGCCUGAGACUUUGGCUGAAUUCAUGACUCGGUCAGAUAAAUACGGGGACGCUGAGGAAACAAAAAACUUGCGUAAGGCCGCCCAGAAUGCAAAAACUCCAACCAAAGAGUCAGCCAAAAAGGAAGUUGAUUCGGCUGGAGGAAAGAAGCGUAAGGACGACCGAACACGAGAUGAACGAAAGUCGGGUAAGCGACCUAACCGAAGGUUUUCUACAUACACCCCGCUUAAUAAACCUCAAGAGCAGGUGCUGAUGGAAAUCAAGAUUGAAAGAUUUGUCAGCUGGCCGAAUAAGCUUCGGAGUAAUCCAAACCGGCUGAAUAAGGAUAAAUAUUGCCACUACUAUCGUGAUCAUGACCACAGUACGAGUGAUUGUUAUCACUUGAAGGAAGAGAUCGAAAGGCUUAUCCGAGAAGGCCGGCUCAGAGAACACGUCGAAAGAACCGGGACAGUGGAAGAAUGCUCGGGGGACAACCGACCCAUGGAGAAAAUCUGGACUAUUGUCGGUGGUCCCCGCGGCGGAGGUGACUCAAAUAAUGCUCGAAAAAGUCACGCCAAGAGCAUUGGUCGACCCGAGUCCGAGAUCCUGAUCAUAGCUCAGCCUUCAAAGGAAAAGAAGAGAGAAAAAUAUUGUAUCUCGUUCACCGAUGAAGACGCUCGAGGCAUUCAUAGUCCUCAUGAUGACACAUUAGUUAUCACUCUGACCAUCGCAAACCGAAGGGUGUUCCGCAUACUCGUCGACAUAGGAUCUUCUGCUGACGUACUUUUCACUCGGGCAUUUGACAAAUUGGGUAUUGAACGAUCGACCUUAUGGCCGGUGAGUACCUCAAUGAUCGAAUUCUCGGGAGGACAGAUACUCCCAGAAGGUAUCAUUUCGCUGCCACUUGCUGCUGGAAGCCCUCCGCAUCAGGCGACAGUAAUGGUCGACUUUCUGAUAGUCGACCAGUCAUCCGUUUAUAAUGCGAUACUUAGCCGACCCUCUCUGAGUCUCCUCCAAGCUGUGGUAUCUACAUACCAUCUCUCUAUGAAAUUCCGACUGAGUUGGGAGUAG
Molecule: messenger RNA, 1623 nt
Organism: Magnolia sinica
Lineage: Eukaryota; Viridiplantae; Streptophyta; Magnoliopsida; Magnoliales; Magnoliaceae
Exons: 1
Coding region: 1-1623 (540 amino acids)
Source: RefSeq, a predicted model, not a curated record